Molecule: messenger RNA, 1071 nt
Organism: Ceutorhynchus assimilis (cabbage seed weevil)
Lineage: Eukaryota; Metazoa; Arthropoda; Insecta; Coleoptera; Curculionidae
Source: the annotation of a GenBank genome assembly
ACGGAACAUGCCCUGAUGGCUGAACCGAACCCCAAAUAAAACCAAACAAUUAUAAUUUUAAUUUCCAACAAAAACAAUAUAUAAGUAAUAUAAUAAUAAUAAAUUAUGUCUACUGAUUCUGAGAUGAAAGCCAAAAUUGACCAAGCUUGUAGGGUAGCUGAAGAAUUCACAAAACUCUACUAUGAAACCAUCGAUAAACGAAGACACCUGAUGUCCAGAUUAUAUUUGGAUUCGGCAGUAUCAUCUUGGAAUGGUAAUGGAAUUAAAGGACAUGAUAGAAUUCAGCAGUUCAUCAUUGACUUACCAGGUUCAGAUCAUACAAUGGUUACAUUGGAUUCUCAACCAAUACUUGACUCAGCCACAGCUGGUUUACUAACUUUCAUGGUCCAAACCAGUGGAAUAGUAAAAUAUCAGGACAAAACCCCAAAAACUUUUCAACAGAACUUUAUAGUAACAGCUCCAGGAGAUAAGUGGAAAAUUGUCAGUGAUUGUUUCAGAAUACAAGAAAGAUUGACCAAGUAGUUUUGAAAUGUAUAAAUUUUUUUUAUAUAAAUAAACUAGAUAUUUUAAACACAUUUAUUUAUUUAUAAGAUCCAAUAAAAAUUACAUACAAAACACUUAAUUGGUAGAAAAAUUAUGGGUACACUAAAAAAAAAAUAAUUGAGAAAUGAGAGCUUAUGUGUUCAGUCAAGUAAAUGAGGAGUCUUUGGAAAAGAAUCAUGAUUCUGAGCACUUAAAAACACAGCCAUAAUUUCAAGCAAAACUAGAACAAAGAAUGAUGGGGCUACAGCUUUACACACUCCCUUUAAAGUAGAGAUUACAAAUUUUUUGCUCUCAAAAAAAUUAGCUUUAAAGCAAAAUUCUAUAGAUAUGCUACCUACAUGAUACACGUAUAUAUUAAUAUUGUAUGUGAAAAACCCAAAAAUUUAAAGAUUGGCAUCAUCAGGCUGCAAAUUGUUGGCUGGAUCUAGAUCUGGGAUUCCUCCUACAGCUCCCUCUUCAUUAUCCACUACAGGCAUAUCUGUUGGAGCAUUAUCUGCCAUAGUAGGGUUGUUGACAAUAAUUGGAUUA